GCAAAUCACUUUCUUUCUCUAGGUUUUUGAAGGAUGUGAUGAAGAUAAAGGCUAUUUAAGCCGAGAGGACUUUGAAGUUGCUGUAAUAAUGUUGUUUGGUUAUAAACCCUCAAAGGUGUAGGUAGAUUCAGUAAUGUCUUCUGUGAGACCACAGAAUUCAGGCAAAUACUGGAGUCUUACACCACAGUUCAUUAAAUACAUCUUUCUUGCAAAGGCGGCUGCACAGCUAUACAGUAAUAAAACAAGGCAAAUAUUUACAGUACUUGAUGUGCAAGGUAAAGGAUUUUUUACUUUUGAAGACUUCAAGAAAGCCUUCAGUUUGGUUUCUCCUAAGUUAUCUGAAAGAAUCAUAGUUGAAGCCUUCAG
This is a messenger RNA of Phaethon lepturus (White-tailed tropicbird), 366 nucleotides long. RefSeq names its product EF-hand calcium binding domain 11 (gene EFCAB11). The record is from RefSeq and is a predicted model, not a curated record. NCBI's taxonomy places the organism in Eukaryota, Metazoa, Chordata, Aves, Phaethontiformes, Phaethontidae. Gene Ontology annotation, molecular function: calcium ion binding.